AUGCCUCCGCCCUACUCGGGCCCAUCUCACGCCGCCCUCGAGUCUCAUGUCCAGCAACAGCAGCAGGGCGCGGUGCCACUGGGCCCGCAGUAUUAUCCCGGCCUGCCGGCGAUAGACUAUCGGCAAUAUCUGCCGCCGCUGUUUGAAAUGUCAACAGACACCACAACAAUAACGAGCAAGGCCAGCUACUUGUCCCAAAACCCUGGAGCCCUGGCCGGAUUGGUACGGACAUUAGCCGCCGUCCCGCCCAAGCCCAUGAUCACGCUGCAAGGCAAGCGAGGGAACAAGGUCGACUUCAACGUCAAGCUGAAUCUCUUCAACCUGCUCGUUCCUCGGGAUCCCGGCUUACGAAUGGACUAUCUUCGCUUGGUUGGGUCCGAUGAAAUGGCGUUUCGCGGCGGCGCACAGGCUGCACUGAAGCCGGACCUGACGUCUGACGGCGGGCUCGAGGAGUGGUGUGACCGCUUCUGCAAGGACCCGGCGACUGUCAAAACCUUUAUGCUCGAGCGCGUCGUGGCGAACCUUGACACCAACUGGCUCGAGGGUCAACUGCGGAGUCUGGUCGCCGCUACGGAAUACAAGGGCGUCGUGACGGUCCAGUUUCCCAUAACCCACGCCAAAGUGAUUGUGCAGAACCCGGACAAGGUCAAUAAGUUCUUCACAAGUGUCACCACGCUCUUCGCGGGCAAGGCGAAGUAUGAGGUCGUCAAGGCCGUUUGGCCGUUCGCAACGGCCAGGAAUGGGGACUCGGGCCGCAAGGUGCUUGUGCAGAGCGAGAAAACGUGGUGGGAAGAGUGGAAAGAGCCGAUUCGGUACGCGGUCGUGACAAAGCGGCAUGGCUGGAUCACCAACGAGGACAAGCUUGAGUUCAUCAUGGAGGGCAAAGGGAGGCAGAUGCCUGGAAUCAACUGGGAGGAAUACUAA
This is a messenger RNA of Microdochium trichocladiopsis, 924 nucleotides long. RefSeq lists its product as uncharacterized. Lineage: Eukaryota; Fungi; Ascomycota; Sordariomycetes; Xylariales; Microdochiaceae. Bases 1 to 924 code for a protein of 307 amino acids. The transcript has a single exon. The record is from RefSeq and is a predicted model, not a curated record.